AUGGAAAUGGAUUCAGAUGGAUGGGAGAAGAAUGGAAAUGGAUUCAGAUGGAUGGGAGAAGAAUGGAAAUGGGUUCAGUUGGAUGGGAGAAGAAUGGAAAUGGAUUCAGAUGGAUGGGAGAAGAAUGGAAAUGGAUUUAGAUGGGAAAAAUUAAGGAUAGAUUCAGAUGGAACAAAGAAAGAUGGGAAUGAAUUCAGAUGGAUAGGAGAAGAAUGGAAAUGGAUUCAGAUGAAAAAAAAAAAACGGAAAAUAGACUCAGAUGGAAUGGAGUAG
Molecule: messenger RNA, 273 nt
Organism: Loa loa (African eye worm)
Lineage: Eukaryota; Metazoa; Nematoda; Chromadorea; Rhabditida; Onchocercidae
Exons: 1
Coding region: 1-273 (90 amino acids)
Source: RefSeq, a predicted model, not a curated record